Pygocentrus nattereri (red-bellied piranha) is the source of this 1578-nucleotide messenger RNA. RefSeq names its product cilia- and flagella-associated protein 251-like. The transcript is spliced from 4 exons. Lineage: Eukaryota; Metazoa; Chordata; Actinopteri; Characiformes; Serrasalmidae. The record is from RefSeq and is a predicted model, not a curated record. The coding region runs from base 1 to 1578 and encodes 525 amino acids.
AUGUUUUGUCUCUCUCCAGUCUGUAGACCUGGUCUGCAUGAGAACCCCCGGAGAGGCCCCCUGGCCCAGGUGCCUGAGAAUGAACAGGAGCAUGAGGAGGAAGAUUUUGGAGUCCUGAUGGAGUAUGUCGGUGAGGAGCAACAGGGGCAUGUAGAGGGACAUGUCGGUGAAGCCAUGAAUGGCUUUGAUUUUAUGGAAGAACAGAGGCAGGAGGAGGAAAAUGUCGGUGAAGCUAUGAUUGACUUUGAUAUGAGGGAAGAUCACAGGCAUGAAGAGGAACAUUUAGGUGCUCUGAUCGAGUAUUUCGGGGAGGAGGAACAGCGACAUAUAGAGGAACAUGUCGGUGAAGCUGUGUUUGGCUUUGACAUGAGGGACGAACAGGAGGAUGAGGAAGAACAUUUAGGAGCUCUGAUUGAGUUUUUCGGGGAAGAAGAACAGCAACAUGAAGAGGAACACUUUGGUGUUAUGAUUGAGGAUUUCGGUGAGGAGGAACAGGUGCCUGAAGAGGAAAAUGCUGAUGAAGCCAUGAUUGGCUUUGAUCUGAGAGAAGAACAAGAGCAUGAAGAGGAACAUUUUGGUCUUCUUAUUGAGGAUUUGAUGGAGGAGGAACAGGCACUUGAUGAAAGAAUUGUGCUGGAAAAUGCUGAGAAUGAUGGUGGCAAUGGAAAUCCGGACUACAGAAACGAGCACAGGAGCAUUUUCAUGGAGUUACCACACUCUUCUUCUGAAGCUGGGAAGAGCUUUGUCAUGGGCCAUCAUCAGGAAAGCCUGGGAAAUUGCAAAGACCUCCCCCAAGAGGCCAUGCGAAGGACCCAGCAGAAUCUAACUGAUGAAGAGCCUGGAAGUUCCUCCAGCUGUUCCAGGCAAGACAGGAACCCCGGAAUCCCAGAGCAAUAUAAUGCCUCCACAAUGUCAUGUCCUGAUGCCUCCACACCGCCUCAGAAUGACCCGACCCAGAAUGGCCCUGUCUCUGAAAACCACCUGGAAGUUUCCAAUAAUGUUGAAGCUCAUAGCUCCAUUGAUGCUGGUCCCUCUGAGGGCCACAGCUCCAGCAGCCCAGAGACCCAGAGCAACUCCAGGAAGAGGAAGAGAAAGAGCAACUUUCCAAGCUCGUCCUGUAACAGCCCCGAGACAGACGACAACGCCUCCACAAUGCCACGUCCUGAUGCCUCCACACCACCUCAGAAUGACCCAAACGGGAAUGACCCUGUCCCUGGAAACCACCUGGAAGUUUCUAAAAAUGUUGAAGCUCAUAGCUCCAUUGAUGCUGGUCCCUCUGAGGGCCACAGCUCCAGCAGCCUGGAGACCCAGAACAACUCCUUCACGAUGCCACGUUCUAAUGCUUCCACACUGCCUCAGAAUGACUUGAUCCAGAAUGUCCCUGUCCCUGGAAACCACCUGGAAGUUUCUAAUAAUGCUGAAGCUCAUAGCUCCAAUGCUGCUGGUCCCUCUGGGGGCCAGAGCUCCAGCAGCCUGGAGACCCAGAGCACCUCCAGGAAGAGGAACAGAAAGAGCAACUUUAACUUUAACAGCCCUGAGACGCACGACAGCCUCAGCAAGAGGAGAUUAUUUCAUUAA